GUUUCCUCUUAUCUUAUUAAUCCCAUUCAUUCAUUCUUUCAUUCCCAUGACUCGAUGAAAAUUUAACAGAACCAAAACUCUUUUUUCCUCCUCUACCCAACAAAAAUAAAUAAAUAAAAAAACAUUUAAUUAUUUUUUCUUUCUCUUUGCUUUUCUUGUUUCGAUCGGAUCUGAAGCUCCUCAGUGGCACCAAAAGACAACACAUAUUUCACGAACUCACCCUUCUCCAAAGUCAUUUCACUUUCUCUGUGACAACUUUCUUUCUCAGUUUCUCAUCAAAGAUUGCUUCUUUCUCUGCAUUGUUCUGCAGGUAGGCAUUUAAAGUUGAAGAUUGUGUAAAUUGAUGGCUUUACUAUGUCCCUUUCACCUUCAACAUCUGUGUCCUUGCAAUCACUUUGCUUAGUUGGAAAUUUGCUGUGAUCUUGCCCUUGUGAGAAUUGCUCCAUGGAAUCAGUUGUUGUUGAUGGAGUUCAUUCGUUGUCGAUGACCCAGAAUUCGGUGUCUUCGGUAUGCAACAAUCCCCCUUCCACAAGCGGGACUCGUCACCCUUCUCGGACUUCAUCUCCCAGCCAAUCGAGAGAUGGAGGGGCUUCGUCCAUGUACUAUUCGACGGUGCAAACGUUUGGCGCAAAACCGAUUUACCACGCAAAUGGUUCUGUUAUUAUCCAAAAGAGUUCCUUCAAAGCCGUGGAGGAUAAUAGGAACCAUGAAGAGUCACUCAAAAUGGCAAAACACUACUAUGAUUCAAGUAAACGGAGAUCUGAAUAUGAGGCUGCGGAUAAUGCUGUUGAUAAAUCAGCAGCAACUUUGUGUCAGAAGAAUGUUUCGAUUGUGGAAGCGAAAUCUUGCGCAAAGAAUCUUGUUGGUGAUCCCAAAAAUUGUGAUCCAAGUGGUAUGGUGGAAUCUGAAGCUUUUGGUUCAAAUCCAUGUAAAGCAAGCGUUGAGCAACAAAAUUGUCACUUGACGUCUCAAUCAGCCGCGGUGACUUCAUUUCCAAGUCCUCAAAACAGUCUAUAUUCCGCCACUGUUUAUUCAGAAGCAAAACAAAGUUUCACCAACACAGAAGUCAGUGAAUGUACAAGCAGUGCUGAGAAAUCCGGUGAGAGCUGCGAAGUAAACAAUUCGUGUGAGUUCAACCAGAGUCGGAAGACCAGCAUCUGUAGAGGAAGUACUGGCAGUGAUGUGAGUGAUGACAGCAGCUCCAGUUGUUUGAGCAAUGCCAUGUACAAACCGCAUAUGGCGAAUGAUAUAAGAUGGGAGGCGAUUCAAGCCAUCCGAUCCCGUUAUGGGACGCUGGGUUUGAAUCACUUCAAGCUGUUGAGAAAACUUGGAUGUGGAGAUAUAGGUAGUGUUUAUUUAUCUGAGCUGAGUGGGACUAGAACCUUUUUUGCCAUGAAGGUUAUGGACAAAGCAGCUCUGGCGAGUCGGAAGAAGCUUCCGAGGGCUCAGACGGAAAGAGAGAUUCUGCAAUCUCUUGAUCAUCCAUUCCUGCCCACAUUGUAUACGCACUUUGAGACAGAGAAAUUCUCUUGCUUGGUGAUGGAGUUCUGCCCUGGUGGGGAUCUGCAUGCACUCAGGCAACGACAACCGGGGAAGUACUUUUCGGAGCAUGCUGCCAGGUUUUAUGUGGCUGAAGUUCUCCUUGCUUUGGAGUAUUUGCACAUGCUUGGAAUCAUUUACAGAGACCUUAAACCAGAAAACGUUUUAGUUCGGGAAGAUGGGCAUAUUAUGCUUUCGGAUUUCGACCUCUCUCUAAGGUGUGCUGUAUCACCUACUCUAGUAAAAUCCUCAAACUCAAGCUUGGAGUCAAAGAAUUCAGGAUACUGUGUUCAGCCUGCGUGUAUCGAGCCAACCUGUGUGAUGCAGCCAGAUUGCAUCCAACCUGCAUGCUUUGCUCCACGCUUCUUAUCACGCAAGCCCAAGAAGGACAAAAAGGCCAAACCUAAGACCGAAGUACAUCACCAAGUGAGCCCUCUCCCCGAACUCAUUGCCGAACCAACGAGUGCUCGAUCAAUGUCCUUUGUCGGGACACACGAAUACUUGGCUCCCGAAAUCAUUAAAGGCGAAGGCCAUGGCAGUGCUGUGGAUUGGUGGACAUUUGGGAUCUUCCUCUACGAGCUUUUGUUCGGUAAAACCCCGUUCAAAGGGGCAGGGAACCGCGCUACGCUGUUCAACGUGGUUGGCCAGCCCUUGAGAUUUCCAGAGUCACCUUCUGUGAGCUUUGCUGCAAGAGACUUGAUCCGAGGAUUACUUGUGAAAGAGCCACAACAUCGCCUCGCUUAUAGGCGUGGAGCUACCGAAAUCAAACAACAUCCCUUCUUCCAAAGUGUGAAUUGGGCUUUAAUCCGAUGUACAAAUCCGCCAGAUGUGCCUAAACAAUACGUGAUGGAUAUUCCAAGAACUAACUCGCCAAAAGCUCCCACAAACGGAAAAGCUCAGGGUGUUGAUGUGAAGACUUCUGGUAAUUAUGUAGAGAUUGAUUUCUUUUGAUUCUUAUCUUUUUGUUUUGUGUUUCAAUGGUUCUUUCCAUUGCAAAUGGAUAACAAAGCUGUAAUUCCUUUGAUUUGCAAAUGUUAAACACCCUUCUUUCAAAAUUCAGACUGAGCACCAUAGCAGCAUUGCGGGAAUGCAGAUGCAUCUAAAAUGAGGAAUUAAUUUGUUCAUCUUUCUUUUCCAACUCUAAUU
Morus notabilis is the source of this 2685-nucleotide messenger RNA. Its product is annotated as protein kinase PVPK-1. The transcript has 3 exons. Gene Ontology annotation, molecular function: ATP binding; protein serine/threonine kinase activity. The record is from RefSeq and is a predicted model, not a curated record. Bases 445 to 2490 code for a protein of 681 amino acids. Gene Ontology annotation, biological process: protein phosphorylation. Gene Ontology annotation, cellular component: cytoplasm; plasma membrane; nucleus. NCBI's taxonomy places the organism in Eukaryota, Viridiplantae, Streptophyta, Magnoliopsida, Rosales, Moraceae.